UUGACCGCAAGGGAAAGUUCUGAUACACCGUUUUAGGUUUGUUUAACAGACCCAAACAUGACAGGCUUCGCAAAUUCAAACAAUAACAAAAAACUUACAUCGAGAAUUGACCUAAUUCACUUCAAAUUCCCUCCAAAGAGUGCAUACAGAGUACUUGGAAGGCAAUGAAAAUUAGCGUUUAUGGAAUGUUUGAGAAAAAACAGACGCAACAGAGUACAAAAUCGGUUGGAAGGAACAAUAGGAAUUUCGCAGAGAAUCCAUGUUUAAGAUUUGCCGAGUGCUGAAAAUGGAUAGCAAGAACCGUUUAUGUGGAUGGCAUCUACCACCUAUUGAAAUUACAAAGGAAAUGGACAAAUAUUCAAAAUCGAAAUGGUCACAGCACGAUAAAAUGGCCAAUAAAAUACCACAUAAGUCAAAGAAUGUGGAUGCAGCAGCUGAACAAUUCAAGCAUUUUUCAAAUCCUGCAAGAUAUAUUAAGGAAUAUCGAAAAACGCACGCGAUAGGUAAAGGAACUAUGGAAUACGUUGAUGACAAAACGAAGUCUGAGACAAACGAGAGUGCAAACAAACAUGAUCCAAAUAUUUCUAAAUAUGUUGACAUUAGACUACCCGAGAAGAAAAUUUGUCUGACUGGACUGCCGAGAUUGCGUCCACCUCAGAAACAUGCAAAUUAUUUCAUGCAUCCCAUGUAUGGAACGAACGAGCAUGCGUACUUGUCAAACGUACCUCGCUUACCACCAUUGGCGUUGCGAGGUGCCGCAAAAAAGGUCGAAAGACGCGAUGCCAACGUAAACAAGGAACCGCUGCGAAAAAAGAAAAGAAAUCGACUGCCAUAUUUCAAACCACCUAAAGUUGAGCUUUGAAACACAUUUAUAUAUUCGCUGGGUUUUUUAUUUUCCUCUCACAUCAUGGGAAUGAAAAAUGAUCUACGUCAAAGUAGAUGGUGUCGUUUUGGAGCGUGUGGAAACCAGUGCAAACACGAAGACUUCUCGCUUUGCUACUUUUCUACUUGCGCAUCUUUAUUUAUAUUCUUCAUAAAGUAAAUGGUUUGAACCUGGGGUUUGAAAUUGGUAAAAGAGAAAUUCGAAUGUUACUCAAACGAUUUAAAAACCUUUCAACUUACAAGAUUAGUGCUCUUUCCAACUUUUUAGAUUAAAUGGCCUCGUAUGGAAGACCGCAUGCCGUUUACGGACGAGAUUAUAAAAUAUAUUUACUCAUUAAAAAUUAGGAUUAUAGAAUUAUCAUCACCUUGUUAAAUACGGCAUCUCUUCUUCGUUUUUCCACCUCUAUUUGUUGCGCGUUUCAACCUAAAUACACAAACAUUCACAGUACAAAGCAAA
Xenia sp. Carnegie-2017 is the source of this 1339-nucleotide messenger RNA. RefSeq lists its product as uncharacterized. NCBI's taxonomy places the organism in Eukaryota, Metazoa, Cnidaria, Anthozoa, Malacalcyonacea, Xeniidae. The transcript is spliced from 2 exons. The coding region runs from base 260 to 862 and encodes 200 amino acids. The record is from RefSeq and is a predicted model, not a curated record.